UUAAAACAUCCAAGGCCUAGUAUUCUCUGCACAGUUAUAAGAAAGUGAAGAACCUUGUACAUACAUAAUUAUACAACAAAAGAAAUUACAUUAUAAUGAAAAGUUUUAAUUUAGUUAUUGGCAUUAUUAUCAUUCAAUGUUUAGCACUGUUUGAUGUUAGCUGGGGCCAUGGCAUGAUGUUAAGUCCUCCGGGUAGAUCAUCUCGUUGGCGUUAUGAUCACACAGCGCCAGUUAAUUAUGAUGACAAUGCCAAUUUUUGUGGUGGUUUUGGGGUACAAUGGCAUACAAAUGAUGGUAAAUGUGGUUUGUGCGGUGACAAUUACAGUGAUCCAACUCCCAGAGCUAAUGAGCUGGGUGGUAAAUAUGGUGGCUCUGGUGUUAUAGUACAAACCUAUGAAAAUACCUAUACUGCAAAUGUAGGUGUACAAAUAACUGCCAAUCAUUUGGGUUAUAUUUAUUUUGAAUUGUGCAAUUUGGAUGAAUUUCAUACCGAGUCGGAGGAGUGUUUCCGCAAGUAUCGUCUAAAGUUUGCCGAUGGCAGUGAUAAAUUCUUUAUUGGCACUACUUUGGGUUGGAUUGAAUCCACAGUUGUCUUGCCUACGGGUUUAAGCUGUGAACAUUGUGUUCUACGUUGGACCUAUCGUGCUGGCAAUAACUGGGGCAUAUGUGAGAAUGGCACUGGUGCAAUGGGUUGCGGUCCUCAAGAGCAUUUCCUCUCUUGUGCAGAUAUACGUAUUAAGGCACCCAAUACAAGAUCAAAGUUAAUUACCUUGAGAAAAGAGCAAAUAGAAUCUGAGGAAGUUGCUGAAAUUCCUAUUGUGUUGGAGAAAUGAAGGGAUUAUGAAGGAAACGUUUUGAAAAAGAACAAAUAUUUUAAUCAGUAUUAUGUAUUAAAUAGAUAUACUAAAUUUAAAUGAUAAACUUGUACAUAUUCAUUGUCUUGUCUGCAGAAAGUCUAUAGUGUUAUUUUUCAGAUAUUUAGUUUGUUUAGUUUAUACAUCAAAUCCUGUUGUGCGCUCCUUAACCAGUGCCACAGGUGGGAAUCGAACCCACCAUCUCCGGUCUACCAGACUAGAACACUAACUACUAACCUACCGGAGGCCACAUUUAAAAGCCUCCCAAUUUAGUUUUAUUACGACCUUUUGCAUUUGUUCACUUAGAGCAUUAUAUUUAUGUAUAUUCUACGACUAAACAAGAGUACGUUUGACAUAUCAAUCCUCCGAAUUGGGUUAUCAGCAGAACAGAACCUACCAGAACUAUAUGAUUCUAUUGCAGUCCAAUCAAAAAAUCCUUCUAAUCGCAAAGGUUUCUACAAGAUUUAGACUCUUAUCCGCAACAUAGAUGAUAUACAUACAUAUAACAGUAUAAGAUCCGCUUGAGAUCAGUGUUGCUUGAUUGUCGUUGCGUAGGACUUAUCAUGUUGGCAAUAACUGGAGCAUGUGUGAGAAUAACACUGAAGCACCCUGUUGGUCUUUAAGAACAUUUCAUGUCUUUUGCUGAUGUUGGUAUUAAGGCACCUGAUACAAGCAAAGAAAAAUUUGAAUCUGAGGAAGUGCCUGAAAUUCCCAUUAUAUUUGAAAGUUGAAAAAAAAAAAACUUAAGAAGAAAGAGUGUUGAAUACACCAAACAAUUUAAUCAAGAAGAUAUAAUAAAUAAUUAUUUAAUUUAAAUAAACUUAAGAGAUCAGAUCUAAAUUCAUGUGAUCUGAAUUAAGAUCUCCAAGUCGUGGAAAUAAGAGAUAGAGAUCAGAAUGCUUACUACAGAUUUCAAUAAAAACUUAUCUUAUUGGUGUUCGAUAUCAGACAAAAAAAUCUUGCACUUUAAUUUCGAUAUCGUAUAGUGUUAUCGAUCGGUUAUUUGAUUACGUAUACGGUAAUUCAUUUCUGGAACUUAGAAUUAUUUAAUCCAAUGUUUUCCAAAUUGCUAAGAUCUUUGUUUGGAAGACAUCACAUUCGUCGGAGAACCUGACUUUCUGAGAGUCCUUUGACACUUGACUGUUCGCACUCAGUGAACUAUCACGAUAAAUUAACAACCAUAAGAUUUUGUUGUUAACUUUCAUGCGUUUAUCUAAAAAUUUGAUUUUUUUUUGUUGUUAAUCUACACUAUUCACUUUACUUUAAAUAAAUAAAUAUUUGUACUUUUUUUAUUAA
Messenger RNA from Lucilia cuprina (Australian sheep blowfly), 2150 nucleotides. RefSeq lists its product as uncharacterized. Lineage: Eukaryota; Metazoa; Arthropoda; Insecta; Diptera; Calliphoridae. The record is from RefSeq and is a predicted model, not a curated record. The transcript has 2 exons. The coding region runs from base 96 to 833 and encodes 245 amino acids.